AGGCUCUCCUCUGCUUUUAAGACCAGCGCUGAGACAGAUCGAGCGAUCAGUCGAACGAACGAGAUGAAGGGAGGAAGGGGGAGCAAUGGCGCCGCCACCGACCUGCUCGUCUGCUUCCCGUCGCGGGCGCACCUGGCGCUGAUGCCGCCCAAGGCGAUCUGCAGCCCGUCGCGGCCGUCGGCGUCGGAGCCGGUCAAGCGCCGGCACAGCACGAGCAGGUCCGGGCCGCCGCCGCCGUCGGCCGCGCUCUUCAAGGCGGCGGCCAGUGGUAGGAACCCGAGCCGCCGCGCCGCGGACGUCCCCGUCGACAACGAGCCGUCGUCGCCGAAGGUGACGUGCGCCGGCCAGAUCAAGGCACGGCGGCCGGCGGCCAAGCCCAAGAUCAGCGGCGCCGGCGGCGGUGCCGGGGGAGCGAAGGCGGCCAAGAAGGCGACGUGGCUGCAGGCGCUCGGCAUCAAGAAGGACGCGCUGCCGUUCUUGAACGCCGUGCACGGCGCCUUCCGCCUCAACGUCGCCGGCUGCUUCGGUAGCUUUCCCGGCGCCGUGGUGGAGUACACCUCCGGGGAGGAUGACGACGACGAGGAGCUCGCGGCGGGGAAGGACACAGAGCACGGGGCUGCAUUGGCCAAGUGGUUCAUGGUGCUCGAGGAAGGCAAGAAGGUAUCAAGCAGGAAGCGGGAGCAAGAGCCGCAGAAGCAGCAGGAGGAGGAGGAGCAGGACAAGAAGGAAGCGGACGUGGCGCCGCCGGCGAACGCCCUGAUGCUGAUGCGGUGCCGGUCGGCGCCGGCUAAGGGGUUGCCGAGGAGGUUAGGAGGAGAUGCAGAGGAGGAGGUGAUCAAGAACUCCAAGAAGGAGGAGGAAGAAGAGGAUGAGAAGGAGGAGAGGCUUGUGCUCAUGAGCUACGCCCCUGACUUCUUCAAGGUAUCCGUCGACAUCGCCAAGGAGACGUGGAUCGUCGGCGGCGACGACGCCGUCUUGCGCUGCCGGAGCUGGAAGAGAUGAUCACCACAAGGAUCGUUCUGUGAGCAACGUAUGUGUGUUUUGUUCUACUUUUUUGCUACAUGCUUGCCUUUUCUUUUCCUUUUUUUUCUUCCCUCGGAGAAUUAUAUAUUCUUCUUUAUAUAAAGCUCAUGUAAAGGGUUCGAUGAGCACGCAGCAGAUUCUUCAUUUGUUCUGCCAAGGCCACCACAAUGGUCUCUCUGCAGAAGGAUUUCUGCUCUGUAAAUAGUGCUGUAAUAACCUUUUACUAGAUGCUAGUACACGGUGAAUAGUACUUUUGUUUGUGAAAUGUAACGAGUAAUAUAUAUAUGAUGAGCUGUAUAGCUCACUUUAAUUUCCUA
Molecule: messenger RNA, 1340 nt
Organism: Oryza sativa Japonica Group (Japanese rice)
Lineage: Eukaryota; Viridiplantae; Streptophyta; Magnoliopsida; Poales; Poaceae
Source: RefSeq, a predicted model, not a curated record